Plutella xylostella (diamondback moth) is the source of this 1921-nucleotide messenger RNA. RefSeq lists its product as uncharacterized. The record is from RefSeq and is a predicted model, not a curated record. Lineage: Eukaryota; Metazoa; Arthropoda; Insecta; Lepidoptera; Plutellidae.
CUCAGCUCGGCAAUAACCAAAGCAAGUUCAGCAUCAACCAACAUGAAGUCGACCAUCUGCCUUCUCGUGCUCGUGGCCUUUGCCGCAGUCCAGGCCUAUCCCAAGCCACGAACGAUUUCAUCAAGCAGCUCGACUCAUGCGCAAAAAGAUGUCUCCAGGGCCGAAACUGCCUCUACCGCCAGUGACGGAUCAGCAGUCAGCAAUGUCUCCGAGUUAGACAAUGAGGCCGUCUCCAACGACAACUCUCGCUCAUACGCCGACGGUAACGGAAACGCCAUCACUUCAUCAUCACACAACGAUGCUCAAACUUACGCACAAAGCACUGGCAACACCGUUAGCAAUGCUGACGGUACAUCCGCUACAUCCAGCACCCUGGACAGCACCUCCACGUCUAACCAGAGCAGUGACAUGAGUGAAUCCCUGAACGACGACGCUGACCAGGCUGCAUUCGAGAGUGCAGCUGGCUAUGGCUCAGCAUCAGGAUCAGCAUCAUCCGGCGCAACUGCAGCCUCUGGUUCAGCCGAUGGUAGUGGAGGAUCAGGAUCCGCGUCAUCAGGGUCUACAGCCGCAUCUGGCUCCUCAGGUGGUUCUGGAUCAUCCGGAUCAGCGACGUCAGCAGGAUCAGCCGCCUCCGGAGGUGUAGGCGGAAGCCACGGCUCAUCUGCAGCAGAUCAGCAAGGAUCAGCAGCAUCAGGAUCAGGCUCAUCAGGGUCAGCAGCAUCAGGAUCAGCAGCAUCAGGAUCAUCAGCAUCAGGAGCAGCAUCAAGCGGAAACGGUUCAGGAUCAUCAGCAUCAGGAGCUGCAUCAAGCGGAAACGGUUCAGGAUCAGCAGCAUCAGGAUCAGCAGCAUCAGGAUCAUCAGCAUCAGGAGCAGCAUCAAGCGGACGCGGAUCAUCAGCAUCAGGAGCUGCAUCAAGCAGAAACGGAUCAUCAGCAUCAGGAGCUGCAUCAAGCGGAAAUGGUUCAGGAUCAUCAGCAUCAGGAGCUGCAUCUAGCGGAAGCGGUUCAGGAUCAGCAGCAUCAGGAUCAGCAGCAUCAGGAUCAGGCUCAUCAGGAUCAGCAGCAUCUGGAUCAGCAGCAUCAGGAUCAGGUGCAUCAAGCGGAAAUGGCUCAGCCGGAUCAGCAUCAUCAGCUGGUGGAUCAGGAGCUUCUUCUGCUGCAGGAAAUUCAUCAUCUGCCUCAUCAGGAGCAUCUUCCGCAGCAGCUAAUGGAGCAUCUGCCGCAUCAGCAGGAAAUGGUUCAGGAGCAUCGGCUGCAGCAGGAAACAGUGCAUCAGCAGCAUCUAAUGGAGCAUCAGCCGCAUCAAACGGAUCAGGAGCAUCAGCCGCAUCAAACGGAUCAGGAGCAUCAGCAGCAUCAAACGGAGCAUCAGCAGCAUCAAACGGAGCAUCAGCCGCAUCAAACGGAUCAGGAGCAUCAGCCGUAUCAAACGGAUCAGGAGCAUCUUCCGCAACAGGAAAUGGAUCAUCUGCCUCAUCAGGUAGUGGAUCAUCUGCGGCAUCAUCAGGAAACGGCGCAUCAGCCGCUGCCGGAAACGCAUCAGGAGCAUCUUCCGCAGCAGGAAAUGGAGGAUCUGCUGCAUCAUCAGCAGCUGGAGGAAGCAAUGCCGCUGGAGCCGCCGCAUCAGGUUAAAGCUUCGAAAACGAUCCAAUAGCAAUCAGUAGAUAAAUAAUAUACGACAAACCCCGACCUCUGUGCAACGAACGGACUUCGACAAGGCUCUGAAGAAUAAGGAUAUUCUCGUUACAUCAUCGGUUAUGAUAAUGAACUUGCUUUCCAACUUAACGAAUACUGAAUUCCAUGUCUUUAUGAAUCAAAGCCUUUGUUAAUCGUUUUUUAGUUUAAGAAUAUAAAAUUUCGGCAUUGUUUUGGCUUGUACUAAAUUAUUGAUUUAUUAAAAAAUAAAUUUAUUCGAACUUCA